GUCUGUUGAGCUUCGUUGUCCUCCAGCACAAUUUCUUUGUCCUGUUUUCUUUUAAUUUUUAUUGUUGCUAAAUUCCAGCACAAUCAAUUUCAGACCCUUUCUCCACUCAUCUGAACGUGGUACCCUUUCUCUCUCCUCUUCUUCUCAUUCUCUCUCUGUCUAAAACCCUCUCAUUUCAGCAAAUUCAUCACUUCCUCUAUUUACUCUAUGUGUUUGAACAGACUUAUACAAAAAUUCUACAGCUUUUGAGAAGUUUCAAGAAUCUACCAAUGGCGGAAUCGUCGUCGAAAUUUGAUCGGCCGAGCUCUCCUUCUUCUUCGUCUUCUAGUUCCGGCGAAGUUUCCGUCGCCGUUGAGAAGGACAGUGAUGAAAAUGGCAGUAAAACUGGUGAUGAAGGUGCUGCCGUGGACAAUAGAGCGUCAGUUGGUGGUUUAGUUGGCAUUACUGACUCUUCAGUUGAUUACUGUGGCUUCCGAAGCUUUUUUGAAAUGGACCAUCUGAAACUGACCGCAAGCCUGCAAUUUAAUAUGCUAGGGACCCCUGCGAUGGAACUUACAAGAGUAAAUACGUUGCCUCCAGAGAUUUUGACUUCUGAGAAGCCACAAUCACCUUCACAUCAUCUUAAGUUGGAGAGAUCAAAAACUGAGACACCAACACAUAGUAGCGGAUUUGCUCAAGCGGCAGCAAAAAUAUUUGAUAAUAAAAUUUCUGAACAACAGAAGCUCAAAUUGUUGAAGAGAAUAGCUACUGUCAAAGAUGAUGGUACUGUAGAAUUUGAAAUUCCGGGUGAUGUUGAACCCAGAGUGCUUGGAACCGGAUUUGAAAGUGUGCAUAGCGCAGUUGAGGAUGAACCUCUUGAUGCAACAGAACUUCAAUAUAUUCCACCUAUACAGAUUGUAAUGCUUAUCGUUGGAACACGUGGUGAUGUGCAGCCUUUUAUUGCAAUUGGAAAGCGUCUGCAGGAUUUUGGCCAUCGAGUGAGGUUGGCGACGCAUGCAAAUUUCAAAGAGUUUGUCUUGACUGCUGGAUUGGAAUUCUAUCCCCUUGGAGGUGAUCCAAAAAUUUUGGCUGGAUACAUGGUUAAAAACAAAGGAUUUUUACCUUCCGGACCUUCAGAGAUUCCUACUCAGAGAGCUCAGUUGAAGGAUAUUAUAUACUCUCUACUCUCACCCUGCAAAGAACCUGAUAUGGAUACAGGGGUUCCCUUCAAAGCAGACGCAAUUAUUGCUAACCCCCCAGCAUACGGGCAUACACAUGUUGCAGAAGCAUUGAAAAUCCCGAUUCAUAUAUUUUUCACAAUGCCAUGGACGCCAACUAGUGAAUUUCCUCAUCCUUUGUCCCGUGUAAAGCAACCAGCUGGAUAUAGGCUAUCAUAUCAGAUUGUUGACUCCUUGAUUUGGCUAGGAAUACGCGACAUGAUAAAUGAUGUUAGGAAGAAAAAACUGAAACUUCGACCAGUCACAUACUUAAGUGGUUCACAAGGCUCUGAGUCGGAUAUCCCACACGGAUAUAUUUGGAGUCCUCACCUUGUUCCUAAACCAAAAGAUUGGGGACCUAAGAUUGAUGUGGUGGGAUUUUGCUUCCUUGAUCUUGCAUCGGGCUAUGAACCUCCAGAAGUACUUGUAAACUGGCUUAAAGCUGGUCCAAAGCCCAUAUACAUUGGGUUUGGUAGUCUUCCUGUUCAAGAGCCAGAGAAGAUGACCGAAACAAUUGUUAAAGCACUCGAAAUCACUGGACAAAGGGGAAUCAUUAAUAAAGGCUGGGGUGGCCUUGGAAAUAUGGCAGAACCAAAAGAUUCUGUGUAUUUGCUCGAUAACUGUCCCCAUGAUUGGCUUUUCUUGCAGUGUGCUGCAGUGGUGCACCACGGGGGUGCUGGAACAACUGCUGCUGGUCUUAAAGCCGCGUGUCCAACAACUGUUGUCCCUUUUUUUGGUGACCAGCCAUUUUGGGGGGAAAGGGUGCAUGCCAGAGGUGUAGGGCCUCCACCCAUACCGGUCGAUGAAUUUUCACUUGAUAAGCUGGUUGAUGCAAUCAACUUCAUGCUUGAUCCGAAGGUGAAGGAGCAAGCGGUUGAGCUAGCCAAAGCAAUGGAGAACGAAGAUGGAGUCACAGGAGCAGUAAAAGCCUUCUUUAAGCAUCUACCGCGCAAAAAACCUGAUCCUGAGCAAUUGCCUAAACGAUCAAGUGUCUUUUCAAUAAAAAGUUGCUUUGGUUUUUCCUAAAUUUGAGGAGUAAAGAUGUGCUCCAGUUUUUGUGCAUUCUUCACUAGUAAACUGCUGUAUUCCAUUCUUGUGUAAUUAUGUACUCCUAUUAUUUUAUACAUAAUGCCACUGGUGCUCUUCUGACAGGAGGACAUUACAACCUGUUCCAUGCCGGUUCUUACUGGUUUGGGAUUAAGGCGUAAUUGUUGUAAUCAUUACUUUGUUCCAUGAAUUUGUGUGCACAUCGAUUUCCCCAAAAUGAUACCAAUUGUAAUAUUUCAGCAUAGAAGAAUCCGAUUGUAAUGACAGUUCCAAAAUAUCCUUGAAUUCAUCCUCAGUCAUGUUUU
Nicotiana tabacum (common tobacco) is the source of this 2548-nucleotide messenger RNA. The record is from RefSeq and is a predicted model, not a curated record. Lineage: Eukaryota; Viridiplantae; Streptophyta; Magnoliopsida; Solanales; Solanaceae.